Talaromyces atroroseus is the source of this 1113-nucleotide messenger RNA. RefSeq lists its product as hypothetical. Gene Ontology annotation, molecular function: ubiquitin-protein transferase activity. Lineage: Eukaryota; Fungi; Ascomycota; Eurotiomycetes; Eurotiales; Trichocomaceae. The coding region runs from base 1 to 1113 and encodes 370 amino acids. Gene Ontology annotation, biological process: protein ubiquitination. The transcript has a single exon. The record is from RefSeq and is a predicted model, not a curated record.
AUGGCUGCAAACUUGCAAUCACGGUUUCCAGGAGUGGAGUUUGUCGGAGAGAUGUCGUCAACAACCUUCAUUGGAAAUGUAACCAUAUCUCCAGGGGCAAGGAUCGAUCUGUCUCAAGGAGUUCGUUUAUGCGGUAGUACUGUUGGCCGCGACGCAAUCAUCGAAGGGGGCUGCAUCAAAGGCUCUAUCAUUGAAGGCCGUGUCUCAGGAGGGAGAAUCGAAGACACCUAUGUUGGUGUCUUUGCAAGGAUCAGUGGUGGAAUGCUGCGAGGCUGCACAAUCCAAGGUCAUGGCCAGGUAGGGGGUGGCAGUACCCUUCAAGACACUGCUGUGACCGACAACGCACAAAUCAGCGGCGGUCAAGCUUGCGACUCCGAGAUAUCUGGCAACAGUCGGGUCACCGGAGGAUUUCUUGUCCGGUCCAUUGUUCAGGAUGAUGCGCUGGUGACUGGAGGACAGGCAUUCGAUUCGUUGAUUUUCAAGCACGGUCAUCUCAGCCACGGACGGAUCGUGGAGGCGCAAAUCGACGGUAAUCCACUCAGCUUGCGUCCAACUGGCCGAGGCGAGAAAUACCCUCGUCAGGAUGCCAGUAUUCCCCGAGCCCCUGACACGGCUGUGUCACGUCUUUCGGAGAAAUCGAGGAACUGCCAGCCCCCUGAUGUUCUCGUUGACCAAUUGACCGGCAACCUUAUCAUUCAGGCAGCUUGCACGCCAGACGGUGAGACCUACGACCAGUCAAGUCUCCACCGACUGGCUGUCUCUCAGGCAUACGGAAGAUGCUAUCCUAACCGAGAGAUUGAGCAUCUCAGCGACCGAUGGCGACAAUAUGCGGCUGCCUGUGACUUGAUGCGCAUCAAAGGUCACACCGAGUAUCCCCCAUUCCCCCUCCCUCGAUUUGUCGACCCCAUUACAUCCCAGCCAAUUAUUGCCGCCCUGUUAUGUUCUUGUGGCCAGACGUAUGACCGAUCGAGCAUUGAACAGUAUAUUCGGCAACACCAUUCCUGUCCUAUGACUGGCCACCCGCUCCAGAGAAAGGACCUAUACGUCAACCAGGCCGUUCAAAGGAUGAUUGCAGAUCAACUCAGAUGCCGCUACCGUGAGGGUGAGGAUUAA